AUUUACAAAAUUUUCACCAUUCCUCAUUCAACGUUAAAUAGUCAUUUCUCUCAGUCUUACGACGAUAACCGACAGUGUUGGGACUCAGGAACCAACAUUGUUCAAGCGCAAAACACUGAUAGUAAUUUCGCGUUGCACGGUCGCUUUUAUAAAACAAGCACCAUUGAGGGAGGCAGCAGUACCGGUGAUCCAAGCAUUGGCGGCAGCAAUUUGAAGCUAGCAAUAACGGCUAAUCAAGACGAUACUGAGUGCUUUAACGACAGCUUUAGCAAUCGAGGAGGAGGAGGCGGUGGCCAAUCCCCGCCGACACCUACUGUCGGUAAAACCUUGCUGAACACCAGUGCGAACCUAUUGCCGAUAACAACUGCAUCGGACACAUUUAAUAACUUGAAGAAUCUGUUGAAGAUUGAUAAGGGCUCGUCGCCGACUAGCAACGGUAGCUUAGGCAACCAUCAGGGCGGUAGUGGUAUUCGUUCCAAGGAUUCGAUUGGUGGCGGUAGCGGCAGUUACAACAAGCGUUCGCCCAACUCAGGCGAGGGUGCUCGCAAUAGUUUGAACGGCGGCAGAUCUGGAGCUCCUGGUGCUUCGGGACACUUUUCAACUGGUUAUAGCAAGAAUUCCGCCAAAAUUCGUCAACACGAUUCAGAAGUAAGCCCACGGCCUCGGCGAUCUUUCCAAAACGAUUCGUCGUCGUCGCGUUACUAUAACAAAAAUAGUGACAUUUUGGGAGGCUCUCAAGCUGGAGGUUUAGGCAGCAACGCUAACAACUCCAACCCUGGCAAUCCGCGCGGUGGCCCAUUGAACGCUAACAGCGGCGGCCUAUACCACAAUUCGCAUUCGGAUCAAAACAAUAGCGGAGGCGGUCGACGUAAUUAUCAACCGCACAAUUCCGAUGGCGGAUAUACGCGUAAUCUAAAUUCGGGAGGCUCUGGCAGCAACUACCGCUCUCACCAGGGUCAACGCUACGAAAACGGCAAUGGAAACGGACAACAGCGUCAGUACGGUUCUUCAACUAACGCUGGCUACAACAACUACCAUAAUAACUACAACAACAACAAAUCAUACGGACCACGAUCAUCCGCCAAUGAUGGCAAUGUAAACAACAAUUAUCGCUCAUCACAUCAAAGAGAGAGAGGUGAUAGGGAUCGCGACGAUUACGGCAUAAACGGUAGCAACAAUUAUCGUGACUACGACGAUUCUCCCAGAGGUGUCGGGGGAGGGGGCGGUGGAGUAGGUAGUGCACCACGCUACACAAACGGUACCAACAGCGGAAGUAACACAGCCAACGGUGGUUCAUCUGGCAGCAAUACCAAUAGUUUGGAACGUCGUUUGCCACCCUCUGCUUUGCGCUCAUCGGGUGUAGAGAGAGGUUCGGGUGGCAGCAAUAACGCAUACGAUCAUCGUGAGCGUGACCGUUCUUCGAACAAUCGUUCACCACCCUCACGGGGAGGAAGCGACAAUGUAUUGGGCAGACAAGAACCAUCAUCAGGACAGUCAUCUAACGUAACUUCGUCAUCGUCUUCGCGUGGUAUUUCGCCAAAUUCUACUGUCGGCGCAGGUGCAUUAGCCGCAGGUGUAGCAAGUCAACAACCCACACCGGCAGCAACUCCACCACCAUCAACUGGUCGCUGGGUGCCGCCAUCAUUGCGUCCUCAACAUGGACUUACUCAAGCCGAAAAGAAUGAUGCUGUUUUCAGAAGGGUCCGCGGUAUUCUUAAUAAAUUGACUCCAGAAAAAUUCCAAGAACUUAGCGACGAACUACUGAAGCUAGACUUAAAUUCUAUUGCCAUUUUGAACGGUGUUAUUCUAUUAAUUUUCGAUAAGGCUUUGGAUGAGCCCAAAUACUCGUCUAUGUAUGCACAAUUGUGCAAACGUCUAUCACAAGAAGCCCCAUCAUUUGAAAAGGAACCGAGUAGUUUGAGUACAUUCUUACGUUUACUUAUUGCCGUUUGCCGCAACAAAUUCAACAAUCGACUAAAGCGUGACGACGAAGGCGAUACCCAAUUCAAUAAAGUUCAUCGUCCACAAGCAGCAGCUGAAAAUGACGCCGAUGAGGAGGAGCGUCGCCAUUUGGCCAAGCAGCGUAUGCUGGGCAAUGUUAAAUUCAUUGGAGAGUUACACAAAUUGGACAUGCUUUCGAAGAAUGUCCUCCAUCAAUGUAUUUGCGAACUGUUGGAGAAAAACAAGCGUGCGGCCUCGAAGGAAGAGUUGUGCGAGGACAUGGAGUGCUUGGCACAGUUGCUCAAGACGUGCGGCAAGAACCUGGAUUCAGAACAGGGCGAAGAGCUGAUGAAGCAAGUGAUUAACAAAUUGGAAAGACGAUCAAAAUCUACAGAUUAUCCACCCAGGAUACGUUUCUUGCUGAAAGACGUAAUAGAAUUGCGUGCAAACAAUUGGGUACCUCGAAAAGUGGGCACCGCUGAGGGUCCAGUUCCAAUUAAGCAAAUACGCACCGAUGACGAGCCAUUAAUUCGAACACCAUUCACCAAUCGUAACCGUGAUAUGCGCAACAAUCGAGACGAUCGUGACAACGACAGUUGGAUGGGACGUUUGUCACUAAAUAUGCAGCCAGGCGGUCUCAACGACAUGUUUUCGGGACUAAGUGUGACUGGAGCAUCACCAAUUAUAUCACCAUUCACCACACCUGUGGGCAAUAAUCGACAGUAUAAUUCCAACAAUCGUGAUCGAAACCAACAGGGCGGCAACAACUACAGUGGUAAUCGCUACAAUAAGCACAAUCAACAGAAUGGUCCCAACAAUGGAGGUGGUGGUGGUGGUGGCGGCAAUCGUGAAGAUCGUCAGAAUAACAGAGAUAGAGGUGACAGAGGAGGAGAUAGGGAUAGGGAUCGCGAGCGCGAUCAGUCUAACCAAUACAGUGGCGGAAAUCCUUUGAACAAGGAAUUAGCGCCCCGUUUUAAACGCAAUCUCAUCACUCCCAAUCAAGACUCUGUGGAGAACUUACAAAUGAGACCAGCGGCGAAUUCGUUGCUCUUCAAGGCGGCAUCACAAAAUCAAAAGCUUCCCUCGAUGUUGCCAAUGUCCACUCCGCCCAUGGUUAAUAACAGCAACCCAAGUCCAAUGAGUGGAGGAUUUGGCAGAUUAGGAGGUGGUAAUAAGGAUAUGCAACUAUCGAAUGCACAAUAUCCCUUGUUGGGUACACCUACAACACAUCUUUCAUCUAGCCAACAACAACAUCAGCAAAAUUCGAGACCAUCUUCCACACCAUCAGCAGAAGCGGAAUACAAGGGCAGCAGCAAUAACAGCGAAAAAACAUUAAAGAGCACUUCCUCAAAUCCAGACUUUGCCAAGAACUCAUCAAAUUAUGGCUCAUCUGCACAUCAAAGAACGUCUGAAAGCUUAGAUCCCAAUGAGGAUGUCAAUGAGAAGAAGUCUCGUCUCAAUACACCGACCACACAAUUGGUCACAAAACAAGGUUCAACGGAGAAAACAGGUGCUAGUGGAGCAGGAUCUUCUGCCAACAACAAACAGCAAAAGAAGGAAAAGGCUUUCAAUAAAGAUGAGGUGCUCAAAAAAACUGCCAGCUUUAUGAAAGAGAAAUUCUUCUUUGCAAAGGAAGAAAACGCAGAGGACGAAGAGAAGAAGCUCGCGGAGGUGGUUGAUGGGUUCGUGGACUUGAAAGUUCCCGAAAAGUGUAUGAAGGACGUUUGCGUCAAUUGCAUUUUGGAUGUAUUAGAAAAGGCUGACGAUCAUUAUUUAGAACGCAUAUUGAAAUUUGUGCAGAUGCUAAGAAAACAAAUCAAUUUGAAAAAUAACAUCAUAUUGGAGGUCUUCAAACAAGUGGUCAAAAAAAUGAACGAAAGGGAAGCCCUGAAUCAACGUAUAACCACAUUCGUAGCAAUUUUACUGGCCAAAGGUACUGUGGGCGACUCAUGCCUUCUGAAACUCAACGAUAUUGCCAAUUACACCGAUAACGGUCAACAUUACCCCUUGUUCUUGUUGGUGCUUCAACAGCUUUGCAAAAUCAUUGGCAAGGAUCAAUUGGAAGAGAUUUUCCGCUCUAGUAAAAUCGACUUGAUGAACUGCUUGCCAGAGGUCGAUCGCAAUAAAACCCGCCUGGGCGAAAUCCUUGAGGACCGUUCGCUGACCUUCCUCUAUCCCUUGCUUAAAGUGCAGUCGGAAAUGAGCAAACAAUUGACCGCAAACCCCGACCCAACCACCUUCUACAAAUGGAUUAAGGCAAACGUAGACGCCAAAUAUUACAAAGAAGAAGGUUUUAUUAGUGCUCUGGUAACUGUUAUUGUCAAAUAUGUAACAUCGCAAACCAGCUUCCCCGAAGGAACAGAUGUUAAAAAUUGUCCCGACAAAGCAACCAUUCAAAAAGAAGAAAGUCUGUUUGAAAAAUACUGCCAAAUCCUUAAAUCUUUCUUGGGCCAAAGUAUUGAGUUGCAGCUUCUAGCUAUUUACGCUCUACAAGUAUUUUGUGUUAAUGAAAAUUUCCCAAAAGGUAUGCUCUGCCGUUGGUUUAAAUAUCUGUACGAAGCUGAAGUUAUUGACGAAGAAACCUUUAUAAAGUGGAAGGAAGAAAUAUCGGAUAAAUAUCCCGGCAAGGGCGACGCUUUAUUCCAGGUCAAUCACUGGUUGACUUGGUUAGUAGAAGCCGAAUCUGAGGAUGACGAAGACUAAAUAAUAACCAACCAUAUGAACAACCGAGAUGAUAGAAGCAACCAUUUAUUAUUACUAUUAUUAAACUAAAAACCGUAACAACACUUUUUAGAUUUUAAACGGAUUUAUUUUGAACACCAAUACCCGUCUAUACUUCUGCUCCAGAACACGAUACUAACAAGCCUCACAAUUUCCUUCUACUUCUUAAUAAAUGAACUAUAAUUAUUUUAGUAAAAUUGAAUCACACCCUUACAAUAAAUUCAAACCUAAAUUCCAGUCCCUCACGAUCCAAACCAAAUGUACCUUCACCUCCCUCUCUCUCUCUCUCUCUCUCACUCUUUCACAAACUCAUACACACAAAAACUGUUCUAAAAUAUGACAUAUUGUCCUACUUCCAAUUUUUUGUUUAUAUACAUAUUUUUUUAUUUCUUUUUCACAUUAUUUUUAUUAACAUAACAAAUUGACAAAAUUUAGCAAAAAAUAUACUAAUUAUGAAAAAAGUUUACUCUUCGAAAUUUACAUAAAAAGAUUGUGGAUUCGUUUGAUAAUUGAUCAUCAUGAUAAACAAGAGAAAACCAAUUCAAAAUAGAAAAAACUAAUACAUAUUGUAAUUCCAUAAAUAUUUAAAAACAAACACAGAACAAAACAAAACAAAAAAAUCAAUAAAAUAACAAUAAGGCGAAAACAACAGCUUAUCGCAAAAUUGAAA
Stomoxys calcitrans (stable fly) is the source of this 5332-nucleotide messenger RNA. It is a transcript of the gene NAT1, whose product is annotated as eukaryotic translation initiation factor 4 gamma 2. The annotation marks the transcript as partial. Gene Ontology annotation, cellular component: eukaryotic translation initiation factor 4F complex. The transcript is spliced from 4 exons. Lineage: Eukaryota; Metazoa; Arthropoda; Insecta; Diptera; Muscidae. The record is from RefSeq and is a predicted model, not a curated record. Gene Ontology annotation, molecular function: mRNA binding; protein binding; translation initiation factor activity.